Fonsecaea monophora is the source of this 810-nucleotide messenger RNA. RefSeq lists its product as hypothetical. Lineage: Eukaryota; Fungi; Ascomycota; Eurotiomycetes; Chaetothyriales; Herpotrichiellaceae. The transcript has 3 exons. Gene Ontology annotation, molecular function: oxidoreductase activity. The coding region runs from base 1 to 810 and encodes 269 amino acids. The record is from RefSeq and is a predicted model, not a curated record.
AUGUCCAGCAUACCGGAUUUCCAGAAUCUGUUUCGCCUCGACGGAAAGGUCGCAUUGGUCACUGGUGGUUCUCGGGGAUUGGGGCUUCACGCAGCGACGGCCCUGCUCCUUGCAGGCGCAAGGAAGGUUAUUGUGACCGCUCGCAAGUCAGAUGGCCCACACGGCCUCGACCAAGCGGUUGAGCGACUGAACAAACUCCCUGGCACAACGGGCCGCGCGGUGGCUGUCGCAGCGGACAUAUCCAAGGCCGACGAGAUCCAAAUAUUGCUGGACGAGGUCAAAGCGACCGAGCCUCAGCUCGAUAUCCUAGUCGCAAAUGCGGGCACCGCGUGGGGUGGACCUUUUGAUACCACACCGGACGCAGGUGUCGCAAAGGUUUUGGACCUCAAUGUGAGGAGCGUCUUCAACUUGAUAAGGCUGAAAAACCAGUCAUUGACGCCGGAUAGUUUCGCCCCUUUGUUGCAGAGGGCCGGCACCGACAUCGACCCGGCUCGAGUCAUCAUCGUGAGCUCAACGGCGGGCUCCCAUGUGCCUCAUAUCGGGGAACAUGGCACAAUUAUCUACUCAGCCUCCAAGGCGGCCGCGGACCAUCUCGCCAGGAACCUCGCCGUCGAACUAGGUCCGAGGAACAUUGUCGUCAACUCGGUGGCGCCUGGAUUUUUCCCUUCGAAGCUUGCCAGUGGCUUGAUCCAGUCUCUUGGAGGACUUGAGCAGCUGGAGAGGGAGAACCCCCGGAAGAGGCUCGGUGUGUCCUCUGACAUUGCCGGCAUCACCGUGUUUUUGUCCUCGCCGGCGUCUUCUUGGAUGUAA